AAGAAAUUAACUUCUCCUAGCUCUAAAAGAUAAAAACUGGGUUUCUUUGGAAGAGGCCCUAUGUGGUUGCCUGAACCUGAUCGUUUUUUUUUCUGUGUCCAGGGCUCCAGCGCGCUCUCCUCGUCCCUGUUCUUCCCUAGCCGCCGCAGGCUGCAGAGCCCCCGGCGAGCUGCCGCCCCUGCCACAUAUACUCAGCCUCCGUCCCUCGCCGGUCCCAAUACCCUGUCGUCCCCAGACGAAGCCGACGAGCGUGACCCUCGCUUGCCUGAAUCUGACGCCUCCGGGCUCGGGCUAUAGUUCAAUCGGUGCCGGCGGGGCAAGAGGAAUGGCGUGGCGGAUGAUGCGAAGGAAGGAUUUUCACACGGGCCUUGUGACUUUGGCGUUCCGAAAGGAUCUUGGGUUCAAAAAGUUUUUCUCCAGUGGAAAAAUCGGAAAUCUGUCCCAGGUCUACGGCAGUGAUAAGCCCAAAUACUCUGCUAAUUGCAUGCCCUCUAACCAUUUCACUAUCAGGAAUUUUAAUGCAGGUGUUUAUUUGUUAGCAUGGAGUCAGAAAAGGGAGGAUGUUGUAGGUCUGAAAGCUCCCAAAAAGGAGAAGCGAGUGAAGAAAGAAAAUAGAACACAACCUCCUGUAGAAGCACCAUAUGUUGCACCAAAAACGAAGAUAUCUAUCAAACCUGUACCAGAUAAAACUGUUGAGAUUUUUGACGGGAUGACUUUGCUUGACCUUUCUAAACGAACUGGUGCGUAUAUUAGUACACUUCAAGGCAUACUUGCAGAUCUUGGUGAAAAGGUUGAAUCUGAGUUUGACUCUAUCAGCAUUGAUCUUGCUGAGUUGGUUGCUAUGGAACUUGGCGUUAAUAGCAGAAGAAUGCACACUGGUGAAGGCAAGAAUGAGCCACGCCCUGCUGUUGUGACGGUAAUGGGACAUGUUGACCAUGGUAAAACAUCACUUUUGGAUGCUCUCCGUCAAACAUCUGUUGCUGCCAAGGAAGCUGGUGGUAUCACUCAGCAUAUAGGUGCCUUCGUUGUUGAGAUGUCGUCAGGAGCAUCUAUAACAUUCCUUGAUACUCCAGGACAUGCUGCAUUUAGUGCCAUGCGGGCUAGGGGCGCUGCUGUUACGGAUAUUGUAGUCCUUGUGGUUGCAGCAGAUGAUGGUAUUAUGCCUCAGACACUAGAAGCUAUGUCUCAUGCAAAAGCAGCAAAUGUUCCUAUUGUAGUUGCAAUAAACAAAUGUGACAAAUCUGGAGCUGAUCCUGAGAGGGUCAGAAUUCAACUUGGUUCAGAAGGUUUACUUUUGGAGGAUAUGGGUGGGGAUGUGCAGGUUGUUGAAAUCUCUGCAGUUACAAAAACUGGUUUGGAUAAAUUGGAAGAGGCUUUGCUCCUUCAAGCUGAGAUGAUGGACCUGAAAGCCAGAAUAGAUGGCCCUGCUCAGGCUUUUGUGGUGGAGGCAAGGGUGGACAGGGGCAGGGGUCCACUCGCAACAGCUAUAGUCAAGUAUGGCACAUUAGUUAGUGGGCAACACAUUGUUGUGGGAGCAGAGUGGGGAAGAAUUAGGUCUCUUAGAGACACAGCAGGGAAUAUAACGCAGUCUGCAAAACCUGCAAUGCCUAUUGAAAUUGAGGGGUUAAAGGGCCUUCCAAUGGCUGGGGAUGACGUUGUAGUUGUUGACUCAGAGGAGAGGGCAAGAAUGCUAAGUCAUGGGCGGAAGAAGAAGCAGGAGAAAGACAGGCUUCGAAAAAUUGAUGAGGGGAUGGCAGAGGAGCUAGAAAUUAAAGAAGAGACUCCUGAAAGAGUUGAAAUGACCAUUAUUGUCAAAGCCGAUGUACAAGGCAGUGUUCAAGCUGUCACAGAUGCUUUAAGAAGUCUUAAUAGCGCACAGGUGUUCGUGAAUGUUGUUCAUGUAGGUGUUGGCCCAAUCAGUCAGCAUGACAUUGAUCUGGCACAAGCGUGUGGAGCAUAUAUAGUUGGUUUCAACAUUCGCAGUCCACCUAGUCCUAUCACUCAAGCAGCAGCAAGAGCCAACAUAAAGGUUUUGCUUCACAAGGUCAUCUAUCACCUUCUUGAGGAGAUGGGAAAGGCCAUUGUGGAGAAGGCACCGGGAACUGCUGAAACCCAGGUUUCAGGAGAGGCUGAGGUUCUGAACAUAUUUGAGCUGAAAGGGCGCAGCAAGUCAAAAGGACCGGAUGUCAAAAUUGCUGGCUGCCGUAUAACUGAUGGCCACUUCAGCAAAUCCGGAACCAUGAGACUGUUGAGGAGCGGAGAUGUUGUCUUUGAGGGUCCAUGCGAGUCUCUGAAGCGGGAGAAGAAGGACGCAGAAACAGUCGAAAAGGGUAACGACUGUGGGCUGGUGAUUCAGGAUUGCGAUGAUUUCCAGGUAGGGGAUAUCAUACAGUGCGUGGAGCAGGUGAUUAGGAAGCCCAAGUUCAUCUCGACGCAGAGUGGUUCGGUUCGGAUUGAAUGCUGAAAUGUAGUAAUGGUUGUGGCUGACACUACUGUUCCAUUUCCCUAUUAAUUCAGCUAGUUGUGCUUUACUGACCAAAGGUUUCGAGUGUAACAAGAUUUUGUUGGCUAGCAACUUGUUGCAACUGCAACCAAACCCCUUUCUGAUAUGAGAUAAUUAGGACAAAACAACAGAGUUAAGUUGCUUUUUUUUGGGGUCAUGUUAAACAAUGUAUGCAGUAUUGCUCGUGCCCCUCUUGAAAACAGUAACUGACAACCAUAUGCUGUGAAAUUUGAAGGUGCAUCUAUAACUGUA
Molecule: messenger RNA, 2755 nt
Organism: Zea mays
Lineage: Eukaryota; Viridiplantae; Streptophyta; Magnoliopsida; Poales; Poaceae
Product: translation initiation factor IF-2
Exons: 7
Coding region: 326-2464 (712 amino acids)
Biological process (GO): translational initiation
Cellular component (GO): cytoplasm
Molecular function (GO): GTPase activity; GTP binding; translation initiation factor activity
Source: RefSeq, a predicted model, not a curated record